GCGUGCGAGAGAGGCACGAAUUUUUGUCACUACCCGCGGGGAGUGCUGUCGGCGGCAGUAGCGGGGCGGCGAAACCUAACCACGAACUAAACAGAAGAAAAAAGAUGGCCGCCGCGAGGCUGCCGUGAAGGGGGCCGCGUCGCUGCUCGCGCUCGCGGAAAUGGGACGUUGCGACAUCGGGAUCGGAGUGUCAUCGGCCGUCUCGAGUGAGAAGUGUCAAGCGUGCGUCGUCCGUGGUGAUUGUCGUCGGCGAGAGGGUGAGACGUUGCCGUGACUUAACGGCGGGCCGGCUGAGACUGGAGUGGAGUGGUAGAGCGGAGCGUGCCGCACUCGUUGCGCGUCGUCACGACGACGACGACGACGACGACGGUGACGAGAAGAGAGGAGGAGACGACGACGCCGUCGACGACGUCAGCAGCGAAGAGAACGGAAAGUGCGGCGACGACGACGACGACGACGACGGCGGCAGCGGUGCGACAGCCAGAAAACCGCGAGAUGGCAUCCGACAGUAGGAUGGAGGAAUGGGUAGAGAUCAUAGAGCCACGCACGAAGGAGCACAUGUACGCGAACCUGACCACCGGAGAAUGCGUGUGGGAUCCUCCACCGGGUGUACCUGUGAAAAAGACGGACAACAAUCAAUGGUGGGAGUUGUUCGAUCAGAAUACCUCACGCUUUUAUUAUUACAACGCGACGUCUCAGAAAACCGUGUGGCACCGCCCGACGGACUGCGACAUCAUACCGUUGGCGAAACUUCAGACGCUAAAACAGAAUACGGAACCUGCAAGUGGUAGUACGUCCGAUACUCAAAAGGUAACCGAGCCGAGAAAGAAAGAAUCCGUUUCGACGCAGACGCAAACUCCCUCGGUCAGUCGAUCGACGCGAUUUAAUCAUCAAGAGAACACGAAUUUGACUCCAUCAUUGCAAGCUCUUUCUCUUAGUGCAAACAAAACGCGGACUUCUGCGGUUGGCGUCGAUCUUCAGACCUCUCCUCCUUCUCCGUCUCCGUCCGCGAGACGACACCAUCACCAUCAUCAUCAUCACAAUAAUAGGCAUCACAGACAUCAUGACGUACCUGCGACACGUACCAGACAGCACAAUCAUUCACAGGAUUCCGGUAGAUCCAGCGACAGCUCUGUCUCGCAUAGUAGAACCUCUUUGGAAUCGACUAGUUAUCGUUUGUUGGACUCGCCGCACAGGCAUCAUCAUCGUUCAGCCGCGCAAACACCAGUGAACACCGCACAAUCCUCACCUAGGCAGCACAGUAGCGGCACCCUGGAGACUAGGUGUCACAAGAGCGGGACUCUCGAAAGCGUGAAAAAUCAGAAGUCGCUGGUGGGAGAACCACCGCCGCUGGGUCUGUCGCUCUCGACCAGCACACCCUUGUUUAAGAAGAAAACUUUCGCCGAUCCACAACGCGAAGGUAGGGCUGGAAACUUGGACCUAGACAAAAGUAAAAAUGGUAGAGAAAGUAGCAGAGGCUCGUAUGGUCCUGAGCCGAGUACGUCGCCAUAUCGCGAUUCUCUGAUGGAAUCCCGUGUCUUCAGGCAAGAAAUGCCGCCGUAUCGUCCGCCUGAAGUCCAACUUAGCCAUAGUUAUAAAUCGCAGAGCGAGAAAUAUGGUUCCUUAAUGGAGAGUGGCAAUCGUUACCCUAGGGAUAGAGAGCGGGAGAUGCAGCAGCAGCAUCGGGAGCGAGUAAAUAGUCUCGACAAGGCGAAUGCGCCAGCCUUUUAUCCGAGUUCCAUGCACUCGAGAAACAUGAACAAGCAGCCGCAGGAUGGCACAGGUAGCAUAGGUAGAAGGCAUCAUGGAUGUUCUGCGUCGCUUUCGGAAGCGAAUGUUAGGGACGUGUAUGGUGCAAUGUUGUCCGAAAGGAAUGAUCCUGCUAAGAGUCUUGGUAGAUCUGUUGGCGUACAUAGCGGUAAUUCAUCGAAGCAAAGAGGAGGUCUCGAAGCGGUGGAGAGAGAGCGGGAACGCGAUAGGGAGAAAGAGUACAGGCGAAAUACAGCGUGCAACAACUCACUGGAUUGUAUAUCGCAGCCACUGGGUCGCAGUUAUAGUUUCGUACAACAGCAGAAGCAGCAGCAAAAGAUGCAACAGCAGUUACAGCAGCAGCAACAACAGCAACAAGCUAGAAGAAGAGAGCGAGACGACGAUGCUAUGCAUGAACGUUACUUGAUGAUAAGUCAAACUCACGAACAAUCUAGACAGAGACUCAGUAGUAACACUAGCAGUAGUAAUAGCAGUAACAGCAGCAGUAAUAGCGCUGCUGGCGAGGAAACCGAGGGUCAUGCUGAAGGAGACGACAGCAAGAAGAAGAGAAGUAAUGGAAAUUCCAGUCCUCCGCCGUCGCCGUUUUACGGCAAUCUUCUGGCUGAUGCCGAUCACCUAUUACCGUUGCAACAUUAUAUCCUUCAACAAGCGAAAUUAUCAGGUUGUUAUAAAUUCGGAGAUCCUUUAAUGGUAGAAGAAGGAGACGAUUCUUUGGAUGAAGAAGGUGGCAGAGGCGAAGGUAUUGGUGGAAGAGGCGAUGAUGAUUCCGACGAUCAAUUCGCUGACGACGAGGCGGCUAGUAAUCAAGGCGAUUCUUCCAGUCAAGAAUAUCUCGAAGAUCAUUACGCGGACUUAGGUAACUACGACACCGCCGGCUUAGCGACUUAUUACACCACAGCCGACACUUUGACGAGGCCACAAGCGCGACCGCCUUCACCGCCGAAUAUUGUAUCUCAGACGGAACCGAGAGACAGUGUGGUGACCACGAGACAGGUCUCCGUACCCACCGUAAGUUCAACUCCGAGUAUUGGUAUAACGAAUGUCGUUAACACUGACCUGGAUGAAGCGCGGAGAGACGACAGCACGGGCGGCGGCGACAUCGAGAAAUAUGCACAGGACAAUCUCAAUUUGAAUUGCGGCAGACCGAAGGGACUGAGACUGUUGUUUCGAAAGAAGUUUAGCGUGCGGGACAUUCUCAGCUGGUCGAAAGAUCCAAUACCACAACCGAUGCUCGCGAUGGUUGACGGUGAGAAGCUACUAAAGAGAGAGGCUUGCAAUCUAUUCCGAUUGGUUCAAGUAUACAUGGGUGAUCGCAAGGCCAAUGUCGGCAUGACUUUGGAUGGUGUCGCUAUGGAUAUCGUGAAUACCGCGUUCACGAAGCCGCCUCUGCGGGACGAGUUGUAUGUUCAGAUCUGUCGGCAAACGACGGAGAAUCCGCGGAAGGAGAGUCUGCGACGCGGAUGGGAAUUGAUGGCUGUGUGUCUGGCUUUCGUGCCGCCUAGUGCCACGUUCGAGCCUUACCUAGAAGGUUACAUGAAUAGGCACCGCGAUCCUAAUUUCCAGUUUCCAGAGGUCGCAAAGUGGCCAAUACAUGUGCAAGUCAGUCAUUACGCGACCGUAGCGUGCAGACGAUUGCAGCGUAUCGGCGUGCACGGCAAGCGACAACCUCGCAAAGCCACAGUGGAGGAUAUUGACCAAGCGAGGAUACAAAUCUUCCGUGCGUCAAUGUUCGGUGCGACGCUCUCAGAAGUUAUGGCUUUACAAAGGGAUCGCUUUCCACUUAGAGAGUUACCAUGGAUACAGACUACGCUAACGCGCCAGGUGCUCGUGCGUGGUGGCACGCUGACCGAGGGCAUCUUUCGAGUGUCCGCGGACGCCGACGAGGUCAGCGCGUUGAAAUCUUGCUUAGACAGGUUCGAGGAUGGAGCGAUUCUAGCAGCUUCUCAGGACGCACACGCGCCCGCCUCCCUGUUGAAAUUGUGGGUACGCGAGCUGUACGAGCCAUUGAUACCGGAUUCCUUCUAUGUAGAAUGCGUGUCUAUGCGGCACGAUGAUCCGGAAGCCUCCGCAGCAAAUGUGGCCGCGCUUGUUGACCGUUUACCGGAUCUUAACCGUCGUGUGCUGUGUCAUCUAAUACGCUUCCUACAGAUAUUCGCUAGACCUGAGGUGGUCGUCCGCACUAAAAUGGACGCCAAUAAUCUUGCGAUGGUGAUGGCGCCGAAUGUAUUGCGGUGUACGUCCCAAGAUCCUCGGGUGAUUUUAGAGAAUGCACGGAAGGAGAUGGCCUUCGUCCGUACUCUCAUCGAGUCAUUAGACACCGCUUGGGUCGACGAUCUUCACUGACCGUAUCCUAUUGCGCUAGAAAAAAGUCCGCUCUAGACUAUUAUGCCAAAUGAAUCAGCUGUAUAGUCAUGUCUAUUGUUAGUUCUCUCCCUCCCCCCCCUCUCUCUCUCUCUCUCUCUCUUUUUCUCACUCACUGUUCUCAAUUUAUCUUCACACUUUUCUUGUUUGUCCAGUCAACAGUUUUCUCCCAUAGUUCCCUAUAUAAAUGUUCUCCGUAACGGUAAUUUAGUGCUAAAGUCUUACCAAGCUAAUCGAUCACCCCCGCUCCUUUAUUUCCUAUUUAUUAUUUAUAUACAAAUUCUAUGUUAUAUGACAGAUUUUAGAGAUUAUAUUAGAUUAUGUAUAUCGCUAUAUAUCAUAUUAUAUAUUUUACCAAUCCCUUGUUACCGCGUCGAACAAACGUGGACGGCUUUUUUACUCAAUCAUUGUUGAAUCUCGUGUAAGAUAAAAAAAAAUCACAUGUGUUACCGUGUAUAGCUGCGCUCCGCGAUAAUCUUUUUGUAUAAGCGAUGGAGUAAAGCGUGUAAAGCGUUUUAUCGAGGAGUAAACACUGCGAAAGAUUAGCAAGCUGUAGUCGCAAAGUGUGUUUUUUCGAUUUUUCCCGAGAUCUCCAAAAAAAAAACACACUUUACACAAACUUCCACGAUACACACAAAUUUUAAAAUCUCACAUAUAUUUUAUAAAAAUAUCCCCAUUUUAUUUUUGUGCAAUAGUAUCCAUACUUAUAACUAAUAAACUUUAUUUUACAAU
Monomorium pharaonis (pharaoh ant) is the source of this 4863-nucleotide messenger RNA. RefSeq lists its product as uncharacterized. Gene Ontology annotation, molecular function: GTPase activator activity; protein binding. Gene Ontology annotation, cellular component: cytoskeleton; cytoplasm. The transcript is spliced from 11 exons. NCBI's taxonomy places the organism in Eukaryota, Metazoa, Arthropoda, Insecta, Hymenoptera, Formicidae. The record is from RefSeq and is a predicted model, not a curated record. Bases 496 to 4113 code for a protein of 1205 amino acids. Gene Ontology annotation, biological process: signal transduction.